Molecule: messenger RNA, 8959 nt
Organism: Pocillopora meandrina
Lineage: Eukaryota; Metazoa; Cnidaria; Anthozoa; Scleractinia; Pocilloporidae
Source: the annotation of a GenBank genome assembly
AUGGCAUGCUUUUUUCGUAAGCGUCUCUUCAGUUGUUUGAAAAGUAAACAAAACAGUGUCGAAUCUGGCACGUAUCGACGAAACAGCGAGUUCGACAGUAACACUAAUAAUCAAGGAACAAUUUCUUCAUCGACUGAUGUGGAGGAAUUCUCUAAUGAACAACAAGAUCGCCGAAUUGAGGACUGGAUGCCUCCAAACUCAAAUAGCGCCAUAAGAAUUAUUUCCUCUCCCUACAAUGGUACACUGGUUCGCGGAAGCACAAAUCAAGCUAUAACAAGCGACCAAGACUCGUACAGUAUGGAAAUGCCUCCACCAUCAUACAGUUCCUUGUUUUAUUGUCCACCGCCUAAAUACGAAGAUGUCGUGGUGAGCGCGCAGUGAGAGUUGAUAAGCGCUGGAUGAGAAUUUUUACUGAGAGCACGAGGAGCUGUAUUCAUCUGCAAAAACAAUGGACUAGUAAGAUAUGUAUUAUAGUUUUGUAUCUAUUGAUCACACCUUAAAUUAUUUCAAGAAGAUAGUAUGAAACGAUUUUUUUUAUAGAGCUUAUUUGUAAAUAUUUUUAUCGAGGCGACGGUAAAAGAAAUUGGUAAAAGAAAAUAAGAAGAAGACUUCGAUAACAUCAAAGAGUGGAAGAAGUGAACUGUGAAGGAGAUCAAAACAUUAACAUAAUCAUGAUGACAAGUCAAAUAUUUUUUAUAAAACAAUUCUACUUUUGCGUGAUCGUAAGAGGCUGAUAUUGUUGAGGUCAAGUGUUCCCAUGACAUUUUCGUACACAACGGAGACAACAUUGUCUAAUUUUUAUGCCAGUUUGAAAUAUUCAAAAUAUCGCGGCCACACUUGGAGAAAAUGAUUAUGAAAGAAGAAAAAAAAAAUAGGAAAAGAUUUUUAAGCUCAGAUGAAAAGCUAUUUAAUUUAUUUUGUUUCACUGUACUCAGCGUUUUUAAUGAAGUAAAAGUUUCUUUAGUCUAUCAUUGGGUGACUUACAAAUCAAUGUGCGGACGAACUACCAAUUCAAGGCACCAGGCGAUUAGUCGCCGCAGUAGUUAUUUCCGACAAACAGCUUUGCAUGUAUAGCAAGUCGCUGGGACUAAGUAUGUCACUGAAAUAAAGGUAUAAAUUCAAGCCAAAUUGAGUCUUCGCAACCUGUUGAGACAUUUUUACAAAAAUCCUCAUCGUUUCACAAAGCGAACUAUCGCUGCGUAUCACAGUCAUACGUGUCCAGGUGUAGUUUGGCAUUAAACUCUUCAACUACUAAAAUUUGGAAUUAAAUUCUCCGUUUUGUCUGCGAGAAAUUUACCGCAACUUCAGCUCUAAUAAUUUGGUUAUAAAUUAAAUUUUAUCCUGGCCUUAAUUUAUGUUAUUUCAUAUCAUCACUUUUCUACUUAUAACCCUUUAACUCCCAGAAGUGACAAACAUGUAACUUCUCCCUAAGAUAUCCAUACGUUUUCUAGCAAACGGUUGAUGAGAAUACUCAAACUUAUCAGGAAGAAGUUGUUAUCUUGAUCUUAUACCAAAUUCUCGUGACUAAUUUACAAGGAAUUAUGUAACAGCAAGAAGAGAGAAUUAACAAUCAGCUCUUGGGAGGUGAGGGGUUAAAAUGUCGUGAUAUUGCAAGUAGUAAUUAACUUCAGUUAGACUCUGCCGGAAUCGAAAGGGUCAAAAAUCACACAGGAGUAUCGGAAAAGCGCGACUCUUUAACUACUGCAUUCACAGACUGAAUGUAACAUAAUGCAUACGCAACAGCUAACUGUUUUUGUUUAACAAGUAGUGUGCUUGAAAGUAAUGUCUGAUUAUCGAUUAUUGGAGGGAGCAUCAAAACUAUGACACCGGCAAACCCUGGCAUUGUUCCACAUUGACAAUAUUGACAUCACGUUCGAAUAAUGAGCAAACGUGAAAAAAAAUCAAUCGUAAAUAUUAAUUCACGAGGUGUUGAUGGCGCAUUUUCCAUGCUAAAAGCUUUUCACAUGCUAAUACCAAACCUUAAAACCAAAUUCAAACAAAUAUCGUUCAAGAUAUUAUAAUCCCUUGAUAUUGUUGCAGUCAUUUUCUUUCGUGAUCUUAGCACUUUCAUCAACAGCGCAUCCAAAUAGAAGGAACACCAAAUGAGGACCUUAGCGGAAGGAACUGGACCCAAGUGCGUCCGUCCAUUAAGUAAUAUUUGUUUUUCAAAAUUUAUUUGUAAGGAAGCAAUUCUCCUACGAUUAGACUGUUCUUAAAGAUUUUAAAUCAACUGAAUUGCCCAACGACUUUCUGUAAGUAAAAAUGAUUCGCAAUUUUGACUGUUAAGUAGACAAAUUAUUUUGAAUUUUACGUGACUUAAAGGCUGUUUUCCAAAAAAAAAAUGUAUAUAUAUUUAUUUGCCGUUGACUGAAUGAAAUUGGUUUUUAUCACUAUUUCAUUCCCUUGUCAAACUAGUUGCUGUUGCUAUGGUUUUAUUUACGGAAGACAGCAAGGCUUUGGUUUGGUAAUUUCUGGAGUGCAUCUCGAUUUGGCGUUUGGUCGGUUGUGAUCGACUGAUUGUCGGUGAUGAUUACCGAAGCUCAUGGAGGGGGCGGGGGAUGUUUAACGUGACGUAAACCACACGGGGUGGGUGAGUUAAUUCAGUAUCAAACUGCCUAAGAGGGCUCAGUGAAUUUUUAUUCAAUUUGUGGAGACAUCAUGGCAAAAUCGAUUAUUGAUAAUGAAUCGAUAAAUGUUAGUAAAGCUCAUCAAAAAUAUCCUAGCAAAGAUUUCUGCAAACUUUGCUAACAAAUAUUGAAUGUGCCGAGGCUAUCUUCAAGUUAUAAAUCGUAUUUACGGACGAGAUCCUUAUUGCCUUCCAGGAACACCAACUGAAAGAAGCAUGGAAUUGUGGUACUGAUUGGCAGAACUCAAAACAAGACUGAGAAAGUAAAACAAAAACCUGACAAAAAAAUGAUGCAUAUUGAAAGAAAAAUGCCAUUAGCUGAUCUAGCUGGUUGAGUAACAAGAGGUAUAUGAUGUAAUAAGUUGCCCACUCACUCACAAAAUGUUCCCUUAAAAAUUCAGUAAGUACCUUUCAGAUCUCUGUUUCAUUCUCUGCAGUCAUUCUUUAAGUGCAUUACAUUGCUGGUUUUCUUUUACCCCCUAUAAUUUUUAUCAUUUGACCUGACUUUGAAGCAGAAUUAUGUGAUAUGAAUGUCAGUCACAUUUUGUUUGCUCUCACGGUUAAUUUUUCCGCUCUCAGGUUCAAAGGCAGAGGUAAAACCGACUUCAAAGGUUAUUUAAAGGUCGUAUUCUUCAAAACAUACGUGUUUCAGGCAUAGGAAAACUAGGCGAUUUCAAAACAUACAUGAAUCUAUUGUUAGUAACAGUUCAGUAAUGUGUGUUUUUCGUUUUCAGGAUCGUCCUGAAAAGCAAAUACGUCAGAAGAUCGUUGAUUUAAAACAAAUUAAUGCUUACCGCUUGCACUUAAAAUUACUCAUGUUUAAAAUUGUCUUUGCAUGUUUUUUCUUUCAUCUUUUACAAAAUAGAAACUGACGCAGACAAUGGCACGACGCUGGCUUUGCUCUCAUCAUUGUCGAUUUUUUUUAAUCUCUUUUUGCGUUUUUUGAGGGCCAAGAGAAUACCUACGAGAGAAAAAAAAAAUGAAUUUUUUUUAUGGUAAAGAUUCCUUUGCCUUUCGUUUUCAUUUUAGCCGGCUUAAUCAAUAUGGAACCAGGAAAGUUUUUAGUUGAGUCAGUAGUUGCAUAGCUUAAUUUGAAUGCAGAAGUGAAAAUAACAAAUGUUUUGUAGCACGUUGGUCUUCUGUUUGUGUUAAUGUCUGUUUUGUCAAUAGAAGUAUUAGCGAAGGAGAAGAGCUUUGUUCACAUAAUUGAAAGUGACCAAAACCUUCUAAUACACCUGCGGGUUGGAGUCGUUUCCAUGGCAAUGACAUCGCCUUUGCAUAAAGUGACAGGUGAGACCAUUACAAUUUUCAUUAAGGCAAGAAUACGUGUGACUGUUAAUUUCGCAACCGAGCUGGCUGAGAUAGAAUUGACUUGGAAAUCAGAGGCGAGGAGUGUCCCGUAUUUCAGAGCUUGAAUACUUGGAAGUAAGUUUAGGUAAAAUAGUCUCCAAGUAUGGCUGUUCAAACAAUAGUAUUUAAGUGUUUCUAUAACUUUUGAAGUUUUUCAUGAUAACAGGCCAGCAUUUCUGGUACGAAGCCAUCUUCCGAUUUAUUCUAAUAACAAUGCAGGAAACCUCAAUGUUUUAACGUUGCAAAAGUUCGGCUGAUUUUGCUGUCGUAGUUAAAUAAAACUAUUACGUUUAUAAUUACCGCAAAGGGUUUAGCUUUAAGGGCCAGAGGCACCAAAAGUCGACGAAAAAUUUCGACAAAUUGCUUGGUAUGGAAUUUCGUAUCAUAUUUCUAUACAUCGACGAAUAUUUAUCGUCGAGGUCCAUUUUAUCGAUCGUUCGAUCAAUAAUUUUAUGCAAUGAAGCUGGUUAUACAACAAAUUUAGUUUGAAUUGACUGGAUUCGACGAAGCUCUUAGUGAUCUUGAAAGUGGAUGUUAAAUUGCUAACUGUUCGAGACAGGUGUAAUGGAACCAGGUCCGAUGAUAUUUUUAACUUCGGCUCGUCCCUUAACAAAUUAAAAUUCAAGUCUUCGUAAUUUAAACUCUAUCAAAGUUGAUUUCAAUUAUUUGGCUAGCAUUGCCACAAAGAAAGGAUCUGAAUAGGUAUAAAUAUAAACAUGGUUUUGAUAUUGAAGAAUUUGUCAAUAUUGAACGGGAGUAGAAGUUGAAAAACCAUCUGUGUUGAACUAUCGUCAACGUGCAAAGUACAAUUGUCCUAUUUGUUUUGUGUUUUGCACAAUUAAUGAAUGUUGCCUUGAGCUAUUUCCAACUAUGGUUACGAUCUUAUUGGUCAUGUCGUUAUCGAGCUCUAUGUUUGUUUUCUGCAUAGAAACAUCAAUAUUUUUUUUGUGAGUGUGUUUUUUUGCCUUCUGGUGUCGGUUCUGUAUAUAUUGUAUAGUGUUGUACCUUCCAAAAUAAAAUAAAUUCUGUCCUGAAUUAUUCCUUGAUUUAUUCGGGGCAUUUUAGCCUCUCAGGGCUGUCGAGUGACAAAUGUGUUGGCCAGUAAUGGCUUUUCUUUCCGCUUUUUUCCGCCCUUAACGUGUGCUAUGCGUGUGCAAAGUGUUUGCGAUGUAUGUGCAAAGUGCUUGCAAUAUAUGUGUGAUGUGUGAGUGAUAUGUGUGCCCUAUUUGUGUGAUAUAUGUGUGAUAUGUGUGCGAUAUGUGUGAAAUAUUUGUGCGAUAUAUGUGCGAUAUAUGUGUGAUAUGUGUGCGAUAUGUUUGUGAGAUGUGCAAGAUGUGCGUUUACAUGGUAAAAGAAGAAUUUAAGCUCCGACCAGCCAUUAAACCCUUAACGAUGUGAUGUCCUUCGAGGCUCAGUCGGUGGUAACGCAGUAUACAAUUUAUUUCAUAUAUAAAAUCUUGCAUGAAAUCAAUUCUAUCUACGGGGACACAAAGCCUAGUUACAUUUUGCCUCGAUCCCAACACGAGGCUUUGCAAGUCAGUUGGCAGUAGCUCUGGACGAGCACCUGGGAGACCCAGGUACAAGCCAUGUCGAGACUUAGUUUCUUAAAUUAAGCGCUACUUUCUGCAAUAUUUUAAAUUUAUGUUUGCCAACGAGUUUCGAUUCGUCAAUAGUCAUCUGCAAGGUCAAGGAUUAUUCGUUUUUUCUAAAUAGAAUUCGUGUAUCCAACACGCAAAAGGCAGAUUUCAGGCGACAUAAGAGCUGCACUUUAUUUUCACUUGAACAAGAAAUUCUUCUGUUAUUGUUCUUGUUUUUGAAGUCAAACUCCUUUCGGUUUUCAAGCUAUAUUACAUGGGUUAUCUUUUACAAAGAGGAUAUAUCUUCAACAUUUCUCGACAUAAUUCUCGUCAUAAGAAAAGUUUUAUUUUAAUCACAUGGCAUUUCUUCUGAUCAACGUUCUAAUGUCUCUAGAAGCCUAAAAUAAUUUUCAUAAUGUUUACAAGACGCCGAUUAAUUAAUGUGCUAUUACAAUAUUCUCCCAGCUACCAUUGGGUGUUAAUAAAAACUGUUGCCUCACAGCUACAAUCAAAUUAAGGCCCGCAAAACAUCGGACGCGUUUUUGACGCAUCUCACCUGGCUUUAAUGACUCAUUAACUUUAACUUCUUUAAAGACAUGUGGACAGCGAUAACUCUAAGAACUUGUCUGCUCAGUGCACAACAAAAUAACAGAGAGAAGAAAAUGAAUCCGAACGCAGAGCGCGACUAGCAGGGUCUAUGAAUUUUACCAAAUUUUUUCCCCCACACCAAGAUUGCGCAUCAUUUCCCACUUCUGUUUCCUUUACUUCUCCCCUCUGUCUGUCAUACAAUUCUUAUGAUGUUAGUUCAGAGAAUUUGGUAUUGGAUCAACUAAUAGUAGUCUAAUUGAUUUUUUUCUUUACUCUCAUUACCUGUCGGCUCGUUAUUAUAUUGAUAUUGCCAGAAGAAAUUCUGUUCAGGUCAUUCAUAGUAGUUAAAGAGUUAAAAAGUCAGCUUGCGAAAGCUAGAUCAAAAUCUGGUUUCUUCCCAUAAACGGAUAUGGGCGAAAUUUUAACUUUUGAUGGUGGAGCUCUUAGUUUUUACCUGGUAGCUUUUUCUUUCUGAUUUAUUACAGUUUUAUUGCGUUUUAUUGCAUCUUCAUGUUUUAUAGUUUAUUUACCCAAUCGAAUUCGAUCUAUUUAUCUAUUCUCUUUUCUACAUAUUGCCUUAAAUUUUAUGAAUGUCAAGCUUUCGUUUGGUCCUUUAGCUCUUAAAUGUAGUUUAAUGUACGUAAUAAGCGCCAGCUUUUAAAAAUUCGUGAUGGUGGUCAGUUUGCAUCUAAUAACGCGUUGGUAGAUUCAGGUGGUUUAACUAACUACCUUAGACAUCUCUCAACGGUUUGUUUUACGGCUUUUUGCGGAAGUUUUCGACCUCUCUUUUGGUAAGGAGCCUUAAAUUUUUCCAGAUCCUGUUAGCGGCGUGAAAACAGGUGACUCUCAUACAAAGAUUCUCAGCUAACAUUUACUUGUGAAGUAAGAAAUAACCGAGUGAGAUAUAUCGUACCGGUUAAACGACUUAUUUUAGCACCUGCGCGUCAUCUCAAUAUCAUACGCUUCAAAUGCUUCAUUGAGGCAACGGAGCUGAUGUUUAUCUUGUAAUUUUACGUGAAGGAGUAAUUCUUAAAACGUCUCUCUUAGUCACGGACGCUAAAAAUAUUUUUUUCAUCGUCUAUAAGAGAUUUUCCGUUUUUAACAUGAAAAAACGAAAGAGGAAAUUAAAACUUGUCAUUUUAGGGAAAAAUUCCCUUUCUGACGACAGGAAGUCUAACUUGUCGGCUGGUUGAUGUUUGUUAAUGCAAAGAAACUAAAAUAAAAGUAAUAAAAGUCACGUUUUUGACGUACAGCUGGCUUUAAAAGCAGCCUAAUUGUUUUUCGAUCUCUCAAAGAGCGAAAGAAAUUCAACUAAUUGCGAACGUUCGUUCUCUUUCAGAACGAUUGUACCUAUGCACCGUGGUUGGUUGCGGCGAUCUAUGCCGUUUGAGCUCAGCUUUGUUUAUCAGAAAUAUGCUCAGAUUUACUUCUGAUUACAGUCAUGCCCAUUUUUAGACGCAAACGCUUCUGGAGCAAAGGUAAAGAGGGCGCUUACAUGGUAAGUUCGGAUGAUAAUGAAUCAUCAACGGGUAAAAACAGUCCAAGAAAUCGCGCGGGAUCUUACAACUCCGAUCCCAGGGGCAGUAUCGGUUCUGCUGGCAGUAUAGCCACGCCUGGAGGAUCUGAAGAUGCUAGGAGCUACCAGCUAUCGAGAGCGGGCUCGAUAGCAACUCGUUCUGUGUCCAAGUCACACCAGAAUGGUUUGACAAGCUCUGUAGGGUCGUUGGACGAUGACAUUGAAGUGUGGGACUCCAUCUCUGUACAAGAACAAACCGUUCGGCUCCUUGGUAGUUUCAGGAAACCAUCAGUGACAAUGCAGCAGAUUCAAGUAGAAAUAAACGAGGAUAAGCUUGCUCAGAGCGGGAGACAGGCUACUAAGGAAGAAGAGCGUCAUGUAGAUCCGAUAGAUGCCGAAACGACGGCUCAUGUCAAGAAGGUUGUGGCCUCCAUCUUACGGCAGUACAGCGAGGCUUCUAGCGACUCUGGAAGCUCCACAGCUGAAAACUUGGAAACUGAAUCCCCCAUUUUGUCCGACGAAGAAUCAUCGGACGAAGAAACCGAAGACGAGUUUGAUUUGGAGGCGCAUGUCAGGAAAAUCUGUAAACGCGACAACGGAAGUGACAGCGAGUCGGACGGAAACGGAAGUAACAACUCGGAAAAAGUAUUUAAAACUGCCGUCCGUAAGGCAAUGAGGAAAAUAAAGCGAGAACGAUCAGAUGAACUAGCCGAUUCCGAUAACGGAUCCAUGAAGGGUACGGAAAACGAACGACCGCCGAAUAGCGACGGUUCUUCUUCGGAAUCUAGCGACGAAAGUAAUGACGAUGGUAACUCCAGUGGGGCUGGCAGCUUUGAAAUGACACGAGAUGUGGACCCUGAGAUCCAAGAACUCAUGGACGGUGGGCCCAUUAUUCAUCCAAACGGAGAUUCAUCCGACGCAAACAAAUAUCGCACCAUUUAUAAAUGUUUCAUGCCCGAUGAAGGAAAGAUCGGUUCCAAACAAGAUCCAAUCGCUAAUCAAUCGGAAGAUACCGGAAAUCCUCCGACGGAAAACCACCGUGAAGAUAACUUGGCCUCAAGUUUGGACGAUAGCAAAGCACAGGACCUUCGGUGGCCGUUUUCCAGUUUUUAUGUGAAAGAAGUAAGUCAUGAGGCGUCAAUCCCUAAGAAUUUUGAAGCGCUGCCGUCCUAUCGUUCGACCGCUGCCAGCGCGGCGCAUCCUGGCCGAAAGAGAAACGUCAUGCUGGGACGAGUCUGGUGGGUAGAAUGGUGGGCACGGGAGGAUACAAAAAUGAAAUCAGGCGCGGAUACUCAGCAGUGA